AUGAGUCACUCUUCAAAAUCCGACAACGCCGCGAAUGCCAAACAGGGUGCUUUUAAUCCCUCCGCCCCUCGCGGAGAGCCAAUGACCACCAAAGGUCAUCAACUCGGCCGCAAAAUCACUGAGGCUGACCAGCACCCCGAAUACCACGCGCAGCCAUUCCGUACCGGGACAGCCCCAGCAAGCAACUCCUAUACCCCCAACCCCGUUUCCUCAAUCCCUGGCCAAGCCCACAACCCCAAUGUGAGCGCGGGACAAGAAGAUGAAGUCGCCACCUACACAUCGGCCGCGGAUACAUUACUAGGAGCCACCUCGGGUGAUGUGAACCGCGGCCUGGGGACGCCGAUGCAGGGUCAGACCAUCGCUGAGAUCAGACAUAACGGUGCCCAUGGCCGCAAGAAGCAACCCUCCGGCCUGGAAGGUAUUGGCUCCUCUAUGCAAGAACAUGAUAGCGGAGGUGGCGGCCAGUUUGCGGACCAGCGUCGCCUCGAGCGAGAAUAG
This is a messenger RNA of Penicillium verrucosum, 498 nucleotides long. RefSeq lists its product as uncharacterized. The record is from RefSeq and is a predicted model, not a curated record. The coding region runs from base 1 to 498 and encodes 165 amino acids. NCBI's taxonomy places the organism in Eukaryota, Fungi, Ascomycota, Eurotiomycetes, Eurotiales, Aspergillaceae. The transcript has 2 exons.